AUGCGCCGCUACUUUGGGGCAACCGCCAAAUCGAGGGCCAAAAUUUCCAACUCUAAUCCCGUUGCUAAAAAUGUGAAUCCUGCUACUGUGCGGGAGCCUGACAACAACAACGACAAUGGUGACGACGACGACAAUAACUUCGAUUGCGGGUUUACUGGCGGUGUUCACUGCUUGUUGCCUGACCCCGACAGUGACUCAGAAUUUGAGAUCGAUUGGGACUCAGAAUCAGAUAGCGGAGAGAGUGUUGUUGAGCUGGCGGGCGAAGAGCUUGAAAGUAGUUUGGCACAGUUGAGAGACGAGGUUACCUCACUGGCAGAACCCACACCUUAUCAGAAGGUGGCUGGACCCAAGACAGGCGAGAACUGGAAGAAAGCUGAGAGAAGCCGAGGAUUAGGAUAUGAUGGACACUCCAAGCGCACGCAGGAGUGUCGACUGCAUGAUGCUUGUGCUUGA
This is a messenger RNA of Suillus bovinus, 453 nucleotides long. RefSeq lists its product as uncharacterized. The coding region runs from base 1 to 453 and encodes 150 amino acids. The transcript is spliced from 2 exons. The record is from RefSeq and is a predicted model, not a curated record. NCBI's taxonomy places the organism in Eukaryota, Fungi, Basidiomycota, Agaricomycetes, Boletales, Suillaceae.